Molecule: messenger RNA, 3225 nt
Organism: Rattus norvegicus (Norway rat)
Lineage: Eukaryota; Metazoa; Chordata; Mammalia; Rodentia; Muridae
Source: RefSeq, a predicted model, not a curated record
AAAAAAAAAAAAAAAAAAAAAAAAAAGGUUUCCUAUUAGGUUUAUUUACUGUUAUUUUAAAUUAUGUGUGUGUGUAUGUGCACAUGAGUGCAGUGCCCUCAGAGGCCAGAAGAGGGCAUCAGAUGCCCCUGAAGCUGGAGUUAAAGGUGAUUGUGAGCCACCAUGUGGUUAGUGGGAUUUGAACUCAGAACCUCUGGAAGAGCAGUCAGUGUUCCCACCUGCUAAGCCAUCUCUCUAGUCACUUACAUUUACAGUCAUAAUCUCAUGUAGCCCAGGCUGGCCUCAGAUUGCUAGGUAGCUGAGGAUGAUCUUGAACUCACCGUCAUCUCCACCUCCACCUCCAGAGUGCUGGGAUGGCAGGUGUGCGCCUCCCCACCAUCUCCCCGUUUUGGCUUUAUGCAAAUGCAUUUAAGAUAAAACAGCCUUCAAAUGUUAAAAGUUGUUUCCACAAGCCUGAAGAAGAACUCCAGUUCCUGUUGUCCCCACGUCUGUAUCACAGACAAAUAAAGACGGUGUAGAGCCCAGGUACGAGCCGCCUCUGCCAGCUCUGAGAGAUGCAGCUACGGAAUGAUAGCAAGUUCAAGGGUAGCAUGGACGACGUAGCAAGUCUGUCUCAAAGUGGAAAGUAGAGAAGAGGGUGGCUCAACAAUACAGGCCAGCCUAGAAGCCCCCAGUGAGAGGCUGGGGGCGUUGUCAGGGGUGGAGCCCCGCCUAGAAUCCCCCCAGUAGAAGUAGAAAACCACACUCAGGGACAAGCACCUGCUUAGCAUUCCUGAGGUUAGAAUUGUGAAAGGGGGUGGGGGGCAGUCUUCAGGGAGGGUUGCAGCCCAGGCAGCCCAGGCCAGGGACAAACAGAAGCUUGGUAUGUGUCAGUCAGGACACAGCAGGCAGGCAUCAAUGGAGUCAGAAGCGGGGUAGGGAGAACCCACAAGCGCCCUUCCCAGGAGCCUGGCACAGCUGCCUCUACUGAGGAGCCCAUUGUCCAGCCACGGCCUGCACAAGCGGUUCCAUUUCCUACAUGGGCCCAGUGCCCCCCUCUUCUGACUGGGUCAACUGAGGACGUCUAAGGAUGAGCCUCUCCCCUUCUGCCCUUUGGAUAUCAUCCCAAUGUCCGAGGACCCUGGAACGGACACUCUCGACCUUGAAGCUGAUUGGCCAGAAUGCUGCCCCUUUGGGACUUAGUUUCCCCAGAAAUGAAAACCACUCGUGGAGCGAACUCUAUUCGUUCGCGCUCUUCAAGGCCAUGAGCCACAUGCUCUGUAUUGGCUACGGGCGGCAGGCUCCCGAGAGCAUGACGGACAUCUGGCUCACCAUGCUCAGCAUGAUCGUGGGCGCCACCUGCUACGCUAUGUUCAUUGGGCACGCCACGGCGCUUAUCCAGUCCCUGGACUCGUCACGGCGCCAGUACCAGGAGAAGUACAAGCAAGUGGAGCAGUACAUGUCCUUCCACAAACUGCCGGCUGACUUCCGCCAGAAGAUCCACGAUUACUAUGAACACCGGUACCAGGGGAAGAUGUUUGACGAGGACAGCAUCCUGGGGGAACUCAACGGCCCACUGCGUGAGGAGAUUGUGAACUUCAACUGCCGGAAGCUGGUGGCUUCCAUGCCGUUGUUUGCCAACGCAGACCCCAACUUCGUCACCGCCAUGCUGACAAAGCUCAAAUUUGAGGUCUUCCAGCCUGGAGACUACAUCAUCCGAGAGGGGACCAUCGGGAAGAAGAUGUACUUCAUCCAGCACGGGGUGGUGAGCGUGCUCACCAAGGGCAACAAGGAGAUGAAGCUGUCAGAUGGCUCCUAUUUUGGGGAGAUCUGCCUGCUCACGAGGGGCCGGCGCACAGCCAGUGUGCGGGCUGACACCUACUGUCGCCUCUACUCACUGAGCGUGGACAACUUCAACGAGGUGCUGGAGGAGUACCCCAUGAUGCGGCGUGCCUUUGAGACCGUGGCCAUUGACCGCCUGGACCGCAUAGGCAAGAAGAACUCCAUCUUGCUACACAAGGUUCAGCAUGAUCUCAGCUCGGGUGUGUUCAACAACCAGGAGAACGCCAUCAUCCAGGAGAUUGUCAAAUAUGACCGUGAGAUGGUGCAGCAGGCAGAGCUGGGCCAGCGUGUGGGGCUCUUCCCACCACCGCCACCACCGCAGGUCACGUCGGCCAUCGCCACGCUGCAGCAGGCCGUGGCCAUGAGCUUCUGCCCGCAGGUGGCCCGCCCGCUCGUGGGGCCCCUGGCGCUAGGGUCCCCACGCCUCGUGCGCCGCGCGCCCCCAGGGCCUCUGCCUCCUGCAGCCUCACCAGGGCCACCCGCAGCGAGCCCCCCGGCUGCACCCUCGAGCCCUCGGGCACCGCGGACCUCACCCUACGGUGUGCCUGGCUCUCCGGCAACGCGUGUGGGGCCCGCAUUGCCCGCACGCCGCCUGAGCCGCGCCUCGCGCCCACUGUCCGCCUCGCAGCCCUCGCUGCCCCACGGCGCGCCCGCACCCAGCCCCGCGGCCUCUGCGCGCCCGGCCAGCAGCUCCACCCCGCGUCUGGGACCCGCACCCACCACCCGGACCGCGGCACCCAGUCCGGACCGCAGGGACUCAGCCUCGCCGGGCGCUGCCAGUGGCCUCGACCCACUGGACUCUGCGCGCUCGCGCCUCUCUUCCAACUUGUGACCCUUGCGCGCCGCCCCGCGGGCCGGGCGGGGCCGUCAUCCACACCAAAGCCAUGCCUCGCGCCGCCCGCCCGUGCCCGUGCAGAAGCCAUAGAGGGACGUAGGUAGCUUAGGAGGCGGGCGGCCCUGCGCCCGGCUGUCCCCCCAUUGCCCUGCGCCCACCCCAUCGCCCCUGCCCCAGCGGCGGCCGCACGGGAGAGGGAGGGGUGCGAUCACCUCGGUGCCUCAGCCCCAACCUGGGACGGGGACGGGGCGGCCCUGGCCGAGGACCUGGCUGUGCCCCGCAUGUGCGGUGGCCUCCGAGGAAGAAUAUGGAUCAAGUGCAAUACUCGGCCCGCCGGCUUCCCGCUGCCCCCGGCAAGCUCACGCAAUAACCAGCUCGCCCCUGCCCACGCGUCCGUGGUGACCUCCCUCGGGCACCCAGGGGCGGGCUUCACGGCCAAGCCGGCGUGGGGGUGAGGCUGGGUCCCCGCCGUCGCCAUGAAUGUACUGACGAGCCGAGGCAGCAGUGGCCCCCACGCCCCAUUAACCCACAACCCCAUUCCGCGCAAUAAACGACAGCAUUGGCGCCCA